This is a messenger RNA of Cotesia glomerata, 5184 nucleotides long. RefSeq lists its product as uncharacterized. Gene Ontology annotation, molecular function: kinesin binding. Gene Ontology annotation, cellular component: endosome membrane. Gene Ontology annotation, biological process: lysosome localization; Golgi organization; positive regulation of membrane tubulation. The record is from RefSeq and is a predicted model, not a curated record. NCBI's taxonomy places the organism in Eukaryota, Metazoa, Arthropoda, Insecta, Hymenoptera, Braconidae.
GAAGAAGAAGAAAAUAAUAUAUUUUACAAUGUUGUAUCAUUCAAAGAUGUCAAGUUUAAAUUGAAUUUUAUUGUUCAAAUAAUUGUAAGUUUGAUUAAAUUUACCGCGUGCCAUGCGCGCUCAUAAAAUCAAUGGGCCGGCUCGACUGUUCAGUGUGGUGGUGUCAAGAAAGGACGUACUGGUCGUCACUAUUUCUUAGCAAAAAAUUAUUAAUGUCGGAGUGAAAUUAAUCUGUUUAAAUACCCUAGACAUGUAAAUACAAGCGACAAAAUGCCAGCCCGAGAAAACAUGGAUUUGUGUACAGACAAAGUACUGUCAAAAGGCAGAAUACUUCAAGAACUGACAAAAGCUGUCAAGCUGGUUUAUGCCCAAAGUUUACAUGGUACAGUUGUAUUAGAUGGUGAUUCUUGGCUAGUUUACUGGUUAGACCGUGCUCUACGUCAUGGUUUACGAGUUGAAAAACAUGGUUAUUGGGGUAUGGUUCGUGAACUUAGUCAUCAUGAUACAAUUGUUGUAAUUCACGCUUUAAAAAGUGUUUUAACAUCUAUUGGCAAAGGUCGUGCUUGGCUUUAUCACACUCUUAGUGAAAGUAUUUUUGAGAGUUAUUUAGCAUGUUUUCUCCGAGACAUAAACAUAUUAAAGAAACAGUAUUUUCCUCACGCUCUUGUUCGUGAUAGUGAUAAAACUCAUCAAUUAAUAAACCUUUUAGCUGGUUUAGAGAAUGUAUCAUUUACUUUGGAACUGGAUGUAACGUAUUUAGAUAUUUGCAAUUACAUGCCGCAGCGGCCUAUGAGUGGUUCACCAUCAGGAACAGCUCUAUCAUUACAUUUAAGGUCGUCAAGUGUCACUUCAAGUCUUGCUUCUCCUGGUGACAGUGGUGUUGCUUUGGACAGUGAUAUAGAUAUGUCCAAUGAAACAGAUGCGAGCAGUUAUAAAGAAGAGGACUCAUCAAUGGACGAUGUUCCCAAGUACAGAAAUAAGUAUAAACUCAUAACGUUUAAUUGUAUCCAGGAUAAUAAAAACUUAGAUCGUUCAUUUUCAUCAAGUGACUCAAGUGAAGAUGGAAAACUACCAGUACAUUCUAAAUUUAAACAUGCAAUUGUGACCAAUAGCGACAUUGUUAAUCAAAAUAUUGUGACAAGUAAACUUGAUGACAAUAAGAUAAACUGUUCUAGUUUAGAAACUCUUACAGAUUACCAUCUAUACAGCAAAAGUUUGAAUGCAUUACGAUUGGAUAAAGCAAAUAAUGCUUAUGAUAAUUCAGCAAAAGAUUAUCUUAAACGAAAUAGCUACUAUGGAGAUCGUAGUUAUAGUUUCAAGAAGAAUAUAGAUUCACGUAACUCAUAUGUUAUAAACAAUGAUACUAAUUUACUAGAACUUAGUAUGACAAUUUCUGAUUGUGACUGUUGUGCUGAAACUCCUUAUAGUAUCUUAAAUACGAUUAAUAUGACAGAUACAAGUAUUUUAUCGUCUUCUGGCAUAGAGAGUGUUGUCCAUAGGAGACAGCGUAAAAAGAAACGUAGCGAAACUAAGAAGCGUGUGAGUUUUCAUGAAGAUAUUUUUAAAACGAUGAAAUUGGACGAUGAUGAAAAUUUCUCAGAUUUUUCUAUGAGUUUUACACCUGUUGAUUCUGUGCAAAAAAAAGAUGCGCAGAAAGGAAGAUAUAGUUGGUGUGCUAAUGGAGAUGCACCUUACGUUCAAAAAAGUAUCAAUACCAGAAAUGCGUACUCAGAUUAUUAUUCAUCGUCUUAUAAUGGUACUUUCAAUCGUAAUAGUGAAUGUAAAAUAUGCAAAAACUGUAGAUGCACAUGUGGUCCAUCAAUACUAGAACGUGGAGUUCCAGAAGGACAAGAGGACCCUGGUAAAAAUUUGAAGUCAACGAUGGAAAUCGAACUAGCUGAUAAUGAAGCACAAGAAGCUUAUUUUGUUGAAAAAGAAUAUGGAUGUAUCGUUGAAGAUCCAGUAGUAAAAUCAGAAAUGCCCCAGCUGAUGAAUACAAAAAAAUAUAAUAAUUCCAGCGAUUGGUCAGAUGUAAAUAGCAUGUCAACCUCUGCUGAUUUUGAGGAUAAGAAAAGUUCUAGGCACUUAGCUUCGCCGGUAAAGAAAUCGAAUAUGACUUCAAUUUUACCUAGUGAUAAUGGAAAACUUUUAUCUUCAUCAACAAUUCGACAAGCUUCCUCAAGUACAUCAUUACUUGGAAGAUUUUUAAGAUCAAUUACUCAACGUAAAUUUGAAGUUCAAAAGAACAAAAAAACAUCAAAAAAUAGUACUUUGUAUAUUAAGGGUAUUAAAGUUGAUUUAAACGCUUUUAAAGAUUUGAAUGACGAUCUAGAAAAAGAAGUGCAAGAAAAUACUGUAGCGGAAAAACAAGAAUUCAGCGGUGAAAAAAUAAGUCUAAAACUUAGAGAAAUCUUCAAACGUGAUAUUUACAGAGAUAAAACAGAGGAAUUAUACAAAGUGUAUAAAGUUCGAAGUUCAUAUAUGACCAACGGUGAUAGUCGACCAAUGCUUACAUUAUUAACUGAUAAAACACUCUAUUUAACUGGUUUAAAAUCUGACAAUAUCUAUAGCAAUCAAUUUGUCAUACCAUAUAAUGAGUUAGAUGUGAUUAUGAUUGGACCAAAUGCACAAACAAUUUUAAUAUCUAACGCGGACUGUGAGAUGCAGUAUUUAUUUUCUACAGGUUGUUCUAAGACAACUCAUGAGAUUAUAACUCACCUGGAGAUAGCUAUGAGACGAUCACCGUCAAAACCACGGUUACCAGCAGUCAAAGAGCUCAGUUAUAAAGAUAUGCAAAAUUUAAAGCACUCAAUCAUGUCGGAGACAGCUGUAAAUCAAGAGGAAAAAAUUAAACAUUACAGUUUAAUUUAUAUGGAAGAUGAUCACAUAUCACCUCCUAGUACUCCUUGUGGUCCAACAAAAGAAGGAGAUCUGAUGUUUCGACCGCAUUCUUAUCAAUCAUUACAUCCUAAUGCUCCAACACAUCCUUGGGAAGCAGGUUAUUUUGUUUUAAAAGGUGGAGUCGUCUAUGUGUUUACAGAUUCUAAUCAGAGACUUCCAAAACGUGCUAUUCCGUUAAAAGGUGGGCUUUGUCAAGGCUGCAGACGAAUUCCUAAUUCUCAUCGACCUCAUACAUUUGAAAUACUUCUUAAACCAAAUAAGUCGUUUCAAUUUGCUGCACCAGACGAAUAUGUUGCUUCUGAAUGGCUACAAAGUUUUGUACAAAGUGCAUCUGGAUUAUUUGAUUGUUCAGAGCAAAAGAAUCCUUUACCAUGUAGUUUGGUUGCAACUACAAAGCAUCUAGUAACUAUAAAAGAAGUUUUUCCAGGUACUCAAAGAGGUCAGACACUUUCUUGUGCAACUGUUGAAGACUUGACAGCUUUUCGUGUACCCUUGGCACAGCAAUCAUGGUGUAUUUUGGAAUUCGCUUGUCGAGAAGUUCAUGAAAGUAGUGGAGACUGGGUAAUUUACUUUACUAAUUAUGCUGAACUGUGUGCUUUUCAAGAAGUCUUAGAAACUUUAUGGGCAAAUGCGAAAAUGGGUGAAUUCCCGAUGGUAACUCUACCGCCAGAAAACAAAUUACAUCGGCGUUGUUCAGAUGUUAGCAAGGAUCUUGAGUGUGUUUGGCAACAUUUAUUACCCGUAUCACCUAAAUAAAAUAGCUAAGUCACACAAUCACUUAUAUUACUCUAAAUGCAAUAACGCUACAAAAUAAAGUCUUGAUUGUUUGUUGUUAAACAAGCCAAAAAGAUCUUUAUUCCGUAAACAACAAUAUCGCAACAUUUUUCAAAAUAAUUAUUCAAGAUAUGCUUGAGAAGCAAACAAAAGUAAAAAUGAAAUAAAAAUAGUAUUUUAUUUGACGAUGAUUACUAUUCAAUUUAAUUGUGAUCAUUAAUAAUCAUCCAAGUUAAAUUGUAAUAAGUUAAUGAUUAUGUUAAAAGAACAAUGCCUGAACUUUGCAAUAGUAUGUUUCUAUCGAGUACUCUUUUUAAAAAAGGCAUUUAAUGGAGAUUUCUUAUUCAUUAAUAUGCAAUAUAUUAAUUUUAUAAAUAUAACUUGAAUAUCAGAUUACUAAAACUUAAUAAAACUCAAAUUAAGUAGAGGUUUAAAAAAAUGUUAAAGUAUUUGAAGAAAGGUAGCUCUUGGAAAACAUAUAUAUACAGUAUAAUUCUAUUUAUUUAAUUAAUUAAAGCUUUGAAAAAUCAUAUUUGUUAAUUUAAAGUGCAAGUAAAGAUAAUAUCUUUGCACAAUAAUCAAUUGAUAUUGGAAAAAUAGUGCAAUAUAAAUAUAUAGGUAUAUAAAUAUAUUAUUAAUUGUAUUCGCUUUAUUAAAUAUAUUAUAAAUGUAUCGUACAUUAAUUUAUAAUAGGGAGAUUGUUAAAUAACGGAAAAUCGUGAACGAGUUCAUUAUUAAUCGUAUGGCUGUCUAAUAUUAUUAUAAUACAAUUGAUGUAAGAAUGAUGUAAGGUAUAUAUUCAUUCAGUAUUCUAUAAGUUUAUUUAUAUAUAAUCUGUAAGAGAGAAGGAGGUACAUUGAAAGUUUUUUUUUUAUUUAUUAAUUAUAUUACUUCAAAUUUAGUCAAGUGACGAAUAAUUUUUAAUACUCAACUUAUUAAUUUAGACUUUUACCUUUCAUAAUAAACAGUAAUAACUUAAUACAAAAAAAAAUUGUAUGAACACCAAUGAAAAUGAAAUAUGUUUUUUUAGAUUGCUUACGAAAGUUUGGAGUUUCAAUGAUUGUUCAAUUGUUUAGUUGAAACAAGACAAUUUUAGAUCGAUACGUUCAUUUACCAGAAGGAAAUGAUCGAUUUUUCCUCAAGAGAAUAAACAGUCUAAUUCUUACUCACUGAUCAAAGUUGAAAUCGUUGCAGUCUAAUCGGAAUUUCUUUUGUUUAUUGUAAACCUAAAAAUACCUUACCAAGUUGACAGUUAGAAAAUGAGCUAAUUAGUCUUCAAUUAUAUAAACCAAUUGUAUCGUUUUGACUGACUUCAAACAUUAAUACUUCAAAUUUUGAUACAAGUAAUAUGAAAUUAAUUCAUACUAUUGUUUAUAGCCGUCAAUAGGUUUUCCAUGCUCGCUAUUUUGUUUCAAUUUGCUUUACCAGUGUACCUUAGAUAGAUAUUAAUUUUAUGUUGUUAUAAAUUCAUGAAAAUGUUAUUACUUUUCUCUACUCGAGAGUGAAAAA